This is a messenger RNA of Amborella trichopoda, 2215 nucleotides long. RefSeq names its product Protein kinase superfamily protein. Lineage: Eukaryota; Viridiplantae; Streptophyta; Magnoliopsida; Amborellales; Amborellaceae. The record is from RefSeq and is a predicted model, not a curated record.
UCUCUCUCUCUCUCUCUAAAGUAACACAACCUCAAGUUCGCGCGUCGCCACCUCUCUUUAGAAUCUCUCUCUCUCUAAAACCCCUGAUCAACGGGAACGCGUGGCGAGGUCCCAACAAGUCGUUUGAAAAGAAGAAUCACUGCUAGCUCUCUCUCUGCUACCCGUUGGUCUGUUCUCCUCGCCGAUCUCAGCCCUGCCUCGCCGAUUAAUUCCUCUUCUCUCUCUCUCGCUCUCUCUCUCUGUAUGCCGCAAUGUCGAGGAUGUUGGAGCUACGAACUCUAACGAAAUUUGGGAAUCUUUUGCAGCCUUCUCAGGCAUCCAUUUCUUCGAUCAUUCAAGAUGUUGGGAAUCUUAUGAGUAGUAGACUACCUUCUGUGUUAGGCAGACAUCACUCAUUUUGCAAGCUGCCUAAGAUUAGAAGAGGUUACAGAAUGCAUCCGACUGUCUCACCAAAUACACGGUAUGCGCAAGGUUCUAGGAAAAGGGUUCCUCGAACCUUUUCUUACAGUAGUUAUUCUUUUCCACCUGUGAAUAGAAUUGUAUGCUUUGUGAGCCUUGCGAUCACAAGAUCACGCCUCCUUACUCCAAGUCUUCUUUCUUUCUUCAUUGGAGAGGCAGCAUGGGAAAGAAGAAAUGCCGCAGAACGCAAACCUCUUCCGAAAAGGACUACCAUUUACAUGCAAGCUGAAGAUGGACAUAUUUAUUUUAUCUCGCUUAUUUUAUCCCUCAUUGAGGGCCUUUUGCUAUUUUUGAGAGCAAUCUAUUUGGCGGUGUUGUUCACUCCUUCUCUAUUGACGAGUCCAUUUGCCGAUUGUUUUGGUCUUCAAUUUCGCAAAAUUUGGAUUCAAUUGGUUCAUCUCACCCUAGAAAAGGCAGGCCCAGCUUUCAUAAAAUGGGGUCAAUGGGCUGCUACUCGUCCUGACCUUUUCCCUAUAGACCUCUGCUCUGAGUUGUCAAAACUUCAAACUAAAGCACCAGCACAUAGCUUUUCUUACACAAAAAAAACUAUAGAAAAUGCAUUUGGUCGUAAACUCUCGGAAAUCUUUGAGGACUUUGAGGAGGAUCCUGUGGCCUCAGGUAGUAUUGCUCAAGUUCACCGAGCAUCAUUGAGGUUUAAAUACCCUGGUCAUCGAAUCAAAACCAUGGUGGUCGCAGUCAAGGUCAGGCAUCCUGGUGUUGCAGAGUCGAUAAGGAGAGAUUUCUUGAUUAUCAAUUCGGUUGCAAAAAUAUCUUACUUAAUUCCAACAUUGAGGUGGUUGAGACUCGAUGAAAGUGUUCAACAAUUUGCGGUUUUCAUGCUUUCUCAAGUUGAUCUUGCGAGGGAAGCCGCACAAUUAAGCAGGUUUGCAUAUAACUUUCGGAGAUGGAAAGAUGUAUCCUUUCCAAAGCCCUUAUACCCACUUGUUCAUCCCGCUGUUUUGGUGGAGACAUAUGAGCAGGGGGAGAGUGUUGCCUAUUAUGUCGAUGUGCUCAAGGGGCAUGCUCGAAUAAAGAAGGCUUUGGCUCACAUUGGGACCCAUGCCCUCCUCAAGAUGCUUCUUGUGGACAAUUUUAUCCAUGCAGAUAUGCAUCCUGGAAAUAUUCUUGUUUAUGUUCCUAAUACCAAAACAUCAAGUAAAAGACUGUUUAGAUCGAGGCCCCAUGUUAAAUUUAUUGAUGUUGGCAUGACUGCUGAGCUUUCUCAGAGUGACAGAGUAAUUUUGUUGGAUUUCUUUAAGGCUGUUGCACUUAGAGAUGGCCGCACUGCUGCAGAGUGCACCCUGAAGUUUUCACAGAAACAGAACUGUCCAAACCCUAAGGCCUUUUUAGAGGAAGUUGAGAAAUAUUUUACCUUUUGGAGCACUCCAGAGGGUGAAGCUGUACAUCCUGCAGAUUGCAUGCGGCAACUGCUCGAACAAGUUCGACGUCAUAAAGUCAAUGUUGAUGGAAAUGUUUGUACCGUGAUGGUAACUAUUCUUGUCCUCGAGGGUUGGCAAAGGAAGCUUGAUCCAGGUUAUGAUGUGAUGAAGACAUUACAAACACUCUUAUUCAAAUCUGACUGGGCCGAGUCUCUCACUUACACCAUUGAAGGACUCAUGGCCCCUUAAAGCUCUUAUGGUUUUUCAUUUCCUCCUUUAUUUUCUGCAAUUUGUGUAAAUAAAUUUUGGAACUUCCUUACUUCUAAGUUAUGGUUUUCAAUCAUAUUUGAUUAAUAAAUAACUUUGAUCUCUCUCUC